CCCAACAUGCUGCCUGUUAAUUCUACAUUUGGAACCACCAUCAGCCAUCACAAUGUCCGAAACCGCCACCAUUCGAGUAACGCCCGCCUCUGCACACUCCCUCACAACCGCCAUCCUAACCCACUUCAACGUCCCCUCAGACCGCGCAGCCAUGAUCGCCGACUCCCUCGUCCUCGCCGACCUUCGCGGCGUCGACACCCACGGCAUCAACCGCCUAUCCGGCUACCUCGACCGCAUCAAAGCCGGCGUUCUGGACCCCAAUCCCUCUCUGUCCUUCAUCCAAAAAACCCCCGUAAUGGCGCAUCUAGAUGCCCGCAACACCUUCGGCUUCGUAGGUGCGUGCCUCGCCAUCGACAAAGCCGUCGAAAUGGCGUCGACCUACGGCCUUGGAGUAGUGGCGGUCAAUCAUAGCAAUCAUUACGGUAUGGCAGGAACUUACCUCCUCCGCGCGGUUAAUAAGGGAUUCGCGGCGUUUGCAUUUACGAAUGCGUCGAGGAGUAUGCCGGCGUGGGGGUCGAAGGAGCCGUUGUUUGGGACGAGUCCGUUUGCGGUUGGGGUGCCGGGGGGUAAGCUGGGUGACUUUAUCUUGGAUAUGUCACCUAGCGUGGCUGCGAGGGGGAAGAUUCGGAAAGCAGCUAGGAGGGGUGAGCGUAUACCUGAGUGGUAUGCGUUGGAUGCUGAAGGGCGGUCGACGACGGAUCCUGAAGCUGCACUGAAAGGGGUGGUACUGCCGAUUGGAGGUCCAAAGGGGAGCGGACUUGCUAUGAUGAUGGAUAUCUUCGGGGGCGUGCUCUCCGGAGCAGCGUUUGCGGGUGGCGUCAAUGAUCAGUAUAAGAAUCUGAAAGAUCCUCAGAACGUUGGACACUGGUUUUUUGUCUUUCGACCGGAUAUCUUCUUAGAGGGCGGGAAGGAGGAGUUGAGGACUCGGAUGGAUGUGUUGGUGACGAAGGUUCAGGAGUCCGAAAAGGCUGCUGGGGUUGAGCGAAUAUUCACGAGCGGCGAGAUUGAGGCCGAGAUGGAGAAGGAAAGGCGACAGAAAGGGAUUCCCUUCACUCAGGGCGAAGUGGAUUCUUUGCACGCUUUAGCGGAUGAAGUUGGCGUAGAUGUUCGCUUGAAUACGAUUGAAAAGUUGAAAGAAUAG
Molecule: messenger RNA, 1141 nt
Organism: Mytilinidion resinicola
Lineage: Eukaryota; Fungi; Ascomycota; Dothideomycetes; Mytilinidiales; Mytilinidiaceae
Product: malate dehydrogenase
Exons: 1
Coding region: 53-1141 (362 amino acids)
Molecular function (GO): oxidoreductase activity
Source: RefSeq, a predicted model, not a curated record